Ziziphus jujuba (common jujube) is the source of this 1297-nucleotide messenger RNA. RefSeq names its product protein RER1B. Gene Ontology annotation, biological process: retrograde vesicle-mediated transport, Golgi to endoplasmic reticulum; protein retention in ER lumen. Lineage: Eukaryota; Viridiplantae; Streptophyta; Magnoliopsida; Rosales; Rhamnaceae. The transcript is spliced from 4 exons. Gene Ontology annotation, cellular component: Golgi membrane. The record is from RefSeq and is a predicted model, not a curated record. The coding region runs from base 294 to 878 and encodes 194 amino acids.
CUAGGAUGGGCUGCAAUUCUCAUGGAGUCAUUCUCAGCGUUCCAAGUAACUUGAUGGUGAGGCUUUUUGGUGUUUUCUUGAAAACUUGAUUGGGAACAAUCCCAGAGAAUAAAUUCAAAUAAUCAAAAGUAGAAUUCUGCAGAUCCAAUUUGCAAUUUUCAUUACAAAAAAUAUCUCAUCGGAUCCAAUUUUACUUCACGUUUUCGUCAAGUCUUUUUGCUUUUGCUUGUGCUUGAAAUUGGUUGGAUUAUACACCUUUUGGAUGUGCAGGUGGAUUAGAGGGUAAUAAUUUCAUGGAAGGAGCUGGUGGUGAUGCUGCAUCUGCUUCGGUGCCUAUCGCUAAGUGGAGAAAUGAUUUUUCAAGGGCAUUUCAGUUCUAUUUGGAUCGAUCAACCCCUCAUCCGGUCCACAGAUGGCUCGGAACUCUUGCUGUAGCAUCAAUUUACGUGUUGCGGGUUUACUACGUUCAAGGUUUCUAUAUUGUGUCAUAUGGCCUUGGGAUCUAUAUAUUGAAUCUGUUGAUCGGUUUCCUAUCACCUAAGGUUGACCCAGAGCUUGAAGCCUUGGAUGGGGCUUCAUUGCCAACUAGAGGCUCAGAUGAGUUUAAGCCCUUCAUUCGCCGCCUUCCCGAGUUUAAGUUCUGGUAUUCUAUCACGAAGGCUUUUUGUGUGGGCUUUUUAAUGACAUUCUUUUCUGUAUUUGAUGUACCUGUUUUCUGGCCUAUACUACUUUGUUAUUGGAUUGUUCUAUUUGUCCUGACAAUGAAGCGCCAAAUCAUGCACAUGAUUAAGUACAAGUAUGUUCCAUUCAGCAUUGGAAAGCAGAGAUAUACAUCAAAAAAGUCUGCUGCAAGUAGCAGUGGAGUGACGAAAGACUGAAGCUCUUUCCAAUUGCAUUUAGGGAAGAAAAGAACAGGAGAACUGCGUUGAAGCUUUUGUUCUUUUUGUUUUUGUGAAUGCUUGUUUCUUGUCAAAAGAUGCAAAGUUUACAUAUAUGUUGAAGAUUUCUUCCUGUUUUGGAUAAAUGGGCAAUUCUAACUUGCAUAAGUGGGAUUCUCGCGUCUUACAAAUCUUGAGUUAGCUUGAUUUUAACCUCUGCUAUUAUACUUUUGGUGCACUUGGAGCUGAAUCUGGUUGAUGAUGGGAAUCAAAGGCAAAUAUAUUGAGUCGCCAAGUUGAACUAGAAGGGUAAAACCUUCCUUGUGUGGAAUUUUUUGGUAGGAUUCUUAUAUCUUGUUAAUGUGUAUAUCCUCUUGUAUAAAUCAUAGUGGUUAGCUUUUCUCCUUGGCACUUCAAAA